This is a messenger RNA of Perognathus longimembris pacificus (Pacific pocket mouse), 8237 nucleotides long. It is a transcript of the gene Pcdh19, whose product is annotated as protocadherin 19. The transcript is spliced from 5 exons. Gene Ontology annotation, biological process: homophilic cell-cell adhesion. Gene Ontology annotation, cellular component: plasma membrane. Lineage: Eukaryota; Metazoa; Chordata; Mammalia; Rodentia; Heteromyidae. Gene Ontology annotation, molecular function: calcium ion binding. The record is from RefSeq and is a predicted model, not a curated record. The coding region runs from base 1088 to 4393 and encodes 1101 amino acids.
GUCCUCGGAACCCGCAGCGGCAGCCCCGCCUCUCCUGGCCGGUACUGUUGUCGGUUCCCCAAUUUCCCUCCCCAUUGCCCCACCCAUCCACGGGUCAUUGGAAAGACUGAGACUUUGAUUUUCACGGACAAAUUGUCAUCUCCCCCAUUUCCACAAACGACGUGGAGGCUCGGGUUUGUCGUUGGUAACUUUGGUUUUCAAGACGAAAACGUCCGCUUGUCUCUCAGUUUUUCUGGGGGAGGGGACUCCGCGCCCACCUCAAAUCCUGUACCGACGCCCUCCCCCACGCCAGCCCUCCGACGCCCACCUCUCCGGGAGGGAGUGCGCUCUUGAUUUGGCAGCCUCUCUCCCCUCCCCCUUCCUCUGUCAGCCCCUCGGACCGCCACCAUCCAGCUUGGCCAGAUCCCCGGACGUUCAAGGCACUUGCUAGCAACUCAAGCUCCCGCCUGCAAACCCCUUCUUUCCCCAGCAGGCCUCGAAGAACAGUGUGGCUCCCCCGGACCCCGGAGGGAGCAUACCAGGCGGGUCCUCUCUCCGCAGUGAGCCGGGAGCGCUUGGGGGAGGUCCUUGCGCAAGCCAGGUGCACCGGCUAGGCGCCCGGCAGCCCCAGUGCUUGUGCGCCGCAGCGGGUCGGGCUGUGUCUGAAAGGCUGCAUCCCCACCGCCUUCUGCAGCUUUGCCCCCAAAGCUCCUUGGACUCAGCCGCUGGCUAUCUGGGCGGUGUAGACGCCACCCCACCCGCAGCCCUGCGGCGCUGUGGUCAGUCGCGCCCCGCUAACUUUGGAAGGGGAAAACUGAGUAGCCGGGCUGGAGGGAGGGGGCUCGGGGCCGCGCAGUGCUCCCUCGGGCCCUCGGAGCCCCCGGGCCCCCACCAAGCCUCCGCCGAGUCCACUGCAACCUCAGCAUUGGAGCCGGCGCGGGUAUAUCCCCCGCGCCGCCGGGCUGCCCUGGGCAGGACUCCUCCCGCGGCCUCCGGGGCCACGGGGUGCAAGCAACAGGCGGCCCGAGCCAGCGGGAAGCUGGAGCGCCGGCGGCGUAGGCCUCGGAGGGGUGUGGAGCGGCGAGGCCAGGCAGAGCCCCGCGCAGCUAUGGAAUCACUCCUGCUGCCGGUGCUGCUGCUGUUGGCAGUACUGUGGACCCAGGCGGCUGCCCUCAUUAACCUCAAGUACUCAGUUGAAGAGGAGCAGCGCGCCGGGACAGUGAUCGCUAACGUGGCCAAGGACGCGAGAGAAGCAGGCUUCGCGCUAGACCCCCACCAGGCUUCUGCCUUUCGUGUAGUGUCCAACUCCGCUCCGCACCUGGUGGAUAUCAACCCCAGCUCCGGCCUGUUGGUCACGAAGCAGAAGAUCGACCGUGACCUACUGUGCCGUCAGAGCCCCAAGUGCAUCAUCUCGCUGGAGGUCAUGUCUAGCUCAAUGGAGAUCUGUGUCAUUAAGGUGGAGAUCAAGGACCUGAACGAUAAUGCACCCAGUUUCCCGGCUGCACAGAUAGAGCUAGAGAUCUCAGAAGCCGCCAGUCCUGGCACACGCAUUCCUCUGGACAGCGCCUACGAUCCAGACUCCGGCAGCUUUGGCGUGCAGACUUACGAGCUCACACCCAACGAGCUGUUCGGCCUGGAGAUCAAGACGCGUGGCGACGGUUCACGCUUUGCUGAACUCGUGGUGGAGAAGAGCCUGGAUCGUGAGACACAGUCGCACUACAGCUUUCGAAUCACUGCGCUGGACGGCGGCGACCCACCACACCUGGGCACAGUUGGCCUCAGCAUCAAGGUGACCGACUCCAAUGACAAUAACCCGGUGUUUGGCGAGUCCACCUAUGCGGUGAGUGUGCCUGAGAACUCACCUCCCAACACACCCGUCAUUCGCCUCAAUGCCAGCGACCCAGACGAGGGCACUAACGGCCAAGUGGUCUACUCCUUCUAUGGCUACGUCAAUGACCGCACGAGAGAACUAUUCCAAAUCGACCCACACAGCGGCUUGGUAACAGUCACGGGUGCCCUAGACUACGAAGAGGGCCACGUGUACGAACUGGACGUUCAAGCCAAGGACCUGGGACCCAAUUCUAUCCCAGCACACUGCAAGGUCACCGUCAGCGUCCUGGACACCAAUGACAACCCACCGGUUAUCAACUUGUUGUCGGUCAACAGCGAGCUUGUGGAGGUGAGCGAGAGCGCCCCGCCGGGCUAUGUAAUUGCCCUGGUUCGGGUGUCUGAUCGCGACUCCGGUCUCAAUGGACGUGUGCAGUGCCGUUUGCUGGGCAACGUUCCUUUUCGUCUGCAGGAGUAUGAGAGUUUCUCCACUAUCCUGGUGGAUGGAAGGCUAGACCGCGAGCAACACGACCAAUACAACCUUACAAUUCAAGCGCGAGACGGCGGUGUCCCCAUGCUGCAAAGUGCCAAAUCCUUUACUGUGCGCAUCACUGACGAGAAUGACAACCACCCACACUUUUCUAAACCCUAUUAUCAGGUCAUUGUGCAGGAGAACAACACACCUGGUGCCUAUCUUCUCUCUGUGUCAGCCCGAGACCCGGACCUGGGGCUCAAUGGUAGCGUCUCCUAUCAGAUCGUGCCGUCUCAGGUACGCGACAUGCCCGUGUUCACCUAUGUCUCCAUUAACCCCAACUCUGGAGAUAUCUAUGCGCUGCGGUCUUUCAACCAUGAACAGACCAAGGCAUUCGAAUUUAAGGUGCUGGCAAAGGAUGGUGGCCUGCCCUCUCUACAGAGCAAUGCCACAGUGCGGGUCAUCAUCCUGGACGUCAACGACAAUACCCCAGUUAUCACGGCCCCGCCCCUAAUCAACGGUACUGCAGAGGUCUAUAUUCCCCGAAAUUCCGGCAUCGGCUACUUGGUGACUGUAGUUAAGGCAGAUGACUAUGAUGAGGGUGAAAAUGGCCGAGUCACCUACGACAUGACCGAGGGUGAUCGCAGCUACUUUGAAAUAGACCAGGUCAACGGUGAAGUCAGAACCACCCGUACCUUCAGCGAGAGCUCCAAGGCUUCCUAUGAGCUUAUUGUGGUGGCACAUGACCAUGGCAAGACGUCUCUCUCUGCCUCUGCGCUUGUCCUAAUAUACCUGUCCCCAGCUCUUGAUGCCCAAGAGUCAAUGGGCUCGGUGAACCUGUCCCUGAUUUUCAUUAUUGCUCUGGGCUCCAUUGCGGGCAUCCUCUUCGUCACCAUGAUCUUUGUUGCAAUCAAGUGCAAGCGAGAUAACAAAGAGAUACGGACCUACAACUGCAGAAUUGCUGAGUACUCCUAUGGGCAUCAAAAGAAAUCAAGCAAGAAGAAAAAAAUCAGUAAGAAUGACAUCCGUCUGGUACCCAGGGACGUGGAGGAGACAGACAAGAUGAACGUUGUCAGUUGCUCCUCCCUGACCUCCUCCCUCAACUAUUUCGACUACCACCAGCAGACCCUGCCCCUAGGCUGCCGCCGCUCUGAGAGCACUUUUCUGAAUGUGGAGAACCAGAAUACUCGCAAUACCAGUGCCAACCACAUAUACCAUCACUCUUUCAAUAGCCAGGGCCCCCAGCAGCCAGAUCUGAUCAUCAACGGUGUGCCCCUGCCUGAGACUGAAAACUAUUCUUUUGAUUCCAACUAUGUGAACAGCCGGGCCCAUUUAAUCAAAAGCAGCUCUACCUUCAAGGACCUAGAAGGCAACAGCCUGAAGGAUAGUGGACAUGAGGAGAGUGACCAGACGGACAGUGAGCAUGAUGUCCAGAGGAGCUUGUACUGUGAUACUGCUGUCAAUGAUGUGCUGAACACCAGUGUGACCUCCAUGGGAUCUCAGAUGCCAGACCAUGAUCAGAAUGAAGGCUUUCAUUGCAGAGAAGAAUGCCGGAUUCUUGGCCACUCUGACAGAUGUUGGAUGCCCCGGAAUCCCAUGCCCACUCGCUCUAAGUCCCCUGAGCAUGUGAGGAAUAUCAUCGCUCUCUCCAUUGAAGCUACUGCUGCUGAUGCUGAGGCUUAUGACGACUGUGGCCCUACCAAGCGGACUUUUGCAACCUUUGGGAAAGAUGUCAGCGACCACCCGGUUGAAGAGAGGCCCACCCUGAAAGGCAAGAGGACUGUUGAUGUGACCAUCUGCAGCCCAAAGGUCAACGGCGCUAUCCGGGAGGCGGGCAAUGGCUGUGAGGCUAUUAGCCCAGUCACCUCCCCCCUCCACCUCAAGAGCCCUCUGCCUACCAAGCCUUCCGUGUCUUACACCGUUGCUCUGGCUCCCCCGGCGCGUGAUCUGGAGCAGUAUGUCAACAAUGUCAACAGUGGUCCUUCCCGUCCUUCUGAAGCUGAGCCCCGUGGAGCUGACAGCGAGAAACCAAUGCAUGAGGUCAAUCCUGUUCUGAAGGAGGGUCGCGAGAAAGAAUCCCCUGGCAUAAAACGUCUGAAGGAUAUCGUUCUGUAAACCAGUCUCUGGGAAGAAGAGAAAGAAAUAACGUGAAGCAUCUGAAGGAUAUUGUCUUGUAAAUCAGUCUCUGGGAAGAAGAGAAAGAAAACACACUAGCUAGAGGAGAUGCAAGAGCUGCUUAUUUUAAUUGCUCAUCAAUGGUUGGUGCUUGGGUGGCUGUGUUUCAGAGCUUUCCGUAAAUGUAUUGUUUAUAAAUGACUAUCAUUCUGUGACAAUCCCUCUUGUUUCAACAGGCAGCAGGGGUGUUCAGUUGGAGCAAAUUAGCUUUGGAUUGAGUUGUUCACGGGGCCUUGAUGUUGGGGAAACAGAGACAAAUUUAGUUGUGAAAAGUAUUAUGUAUUAAGUGUUUGAAUUUAUAUAUUUUUCUAUGUCAAAAUUAUAAUAUAAAUUACCAUUGUUUGUGGAAGAUUACAUUUAAAAAAAGCAAAAAAAUUAAAAAAAAAAAAAAGCUCUGGACACCUUUAAUAAGCUCGCCACUGUUUUUUUGUAGUGUAGACAAGUUAAUAGUCAUUUAUUGUGUACUAUUCAUUGAUUCAGUGAUGUGAAAUUGAGCCCCCAAAAGGUUGUUUCUGAAGCUUGAGUACUUUCCAAUGCCGCUACUUUGCUGUGGACACCCCUGUUUUAAAAACCCUUUUGCUAGCUGUGCUAUUGUUGUAUUUGAUAUUGCAAAUUGCUCUGUGUGUGGUGAUGGCAAAAGGCUUUUAAAGGUUGGGUUUUUUUUUUCUUAAAAAAAUAAUAAAAAUACAGAUAAAAACAAAGCAGAAACAACUGAGACAGUAAAUGAAUGAGCAACACCACACAUAUAGAUUGAGUACUUCGAGGAUACUCACAUUUUUUUAACCCAUGUAGUGAUUGCUCAGCAUUUGCAAAGUGUUUUUCCUGCCUUUCAUUCUUCUGCCCAGGCCCAUGAUAGAUCAUUGCAGAAAGUCAUUUUUGGAUAUGCUGCUAUCUAAUUUGCAGUUGUCAGAAAUCCUGUGCUAAAAGUUUUAUGAGAUCCAUUUUCCUAAUUUUCAGUCCCUGAACAGGAAACUUGUUCUUGGAGUUAUCAGUUUCCAGGCUUAGAAAAUCCCUCUAUCUAAAACUCAAAAAUGACUGAAACUAUUUUGAGGUCUAAAUUAGCAUCUCUUUAAACACACACUUCCUGAUUCAGUGUUUCCCAAUCAUGAUUGGAAUUAGAUUGUAAAGCACGUCAUAGGCUGGGAUGGAGAACUCCAUGUUGCUCUGUAUCUUAGGCUUAAAUAUAGGAAUAGAGUAAGCAGUACAAAGUAUGCACUUAGGAAAAGACAGGUAACAGGUAACAGCAUCACUGAUCCAAUAACAGUGCCUUCUAAAUGGAGACACUUGGACACUUGAACUCGUCUAUUUAUGACUAAUACUUAUUUUUUAUUAAAAAUAUGAACAAGAGACUAUUAAAACAGAACUCCUUUAGGUUUAGCUAACUUUGCUGUGUAGGCUAGGAAUACAACUUUUUAAAUUAAAAACCUGCACAUUCUUUUUGUUGUUUUAACAUUGUUCUAAUUCCCCACAUUUAUUGUCUAUUAAUAUUCACUAGCCAACAUAGUAUUCUUGCAGCCUAAGAGUUCAUUAUUUAAAACUAAAGAAAAUAUGUCACCUUUGCUCUGCCUUGGUCUUAAAUGAGUUGUUUCUAGGGAAACAAGUUUUAUGGUUUUGUUCUCUCUCUUUAAAAUUUAAUAAUGCACAGAAAGAAGGCCUACAGGUUAGAGCACUUGAAUGCAAAAGAGAAUUUAUUUUCUUAAAUUUAGGUAGAUAAGGUCAGUUCUUUUAAAUGUUUCGAGGUAUUUUGCCCUGAGUUCUAGCUUUAUAUAUUACUAGCACUGUUUUCUUUUGGGGGAGGGGAAGGGUCUCAAAGAAGGGUGUAGGUGGGGGAGUUGAAUUAGGGCUAGUUAGGGGAGAACAUUUCUGAAAAAGAACCUGCAAAUCCAUCCUUAUUUCUUAUUCAGUGCUGAAUACUACCUCAUGCAAAAUAUUGGUGUGGCUGCAAAUUUCCCUCUGAAACUGACACAAUUAGAGUUCUGUUAUCAUAAUAUCUUCACUGUGCCUCAUUUCAUUCUCUCCUACCCUUCUCCUCUUCUGGUUUAUUUUGUUUUGGUUGUAGAUUAUGAAUGAGGUAUUUAUUUCUUUUUGUAAGUGACUAUUUGAUUAACACACUAAAAUGUAAAAAAAAAAGUCCUUUUUAGUUAUGAUGGCUGCCUAUAGAAUUUAAACUGCUUAUCAUCCUAAUCCAUCCUGAGAUUAGGUUAUUGGCUACUACUGAAAGGUCACUUGGAAGUCAGAUUUGAGUUUUAUUCAGGUAUAUUUCUUACUCUGCUCAAAGGGAGUAGAAGUGAGGGAGCUGAAGAGAUUGAGGAAAGUGAGAACAGCAAAUGUCAUGUGGCUGUUGAGAGAGAACUGCUGGCUUCCAUGCCUCUUUUCCAUGUAGGUUUAAAAUGGUUACAGUGGAAGUAGCAUUGAGUUUUUUCUCUUUUUAUUCUUCAUUUUUUGGAUCCUCAGAAUUCAUUUGCAAGCUAUAGACACAUUCUUUUCCCAUAUCCAAUGACUUUGUUCUCUUCUCUCAGUGGGUAGACAGAGAAUUAUUUUAUUUGGUUUCCAAACCCUUUAUUGAGCAUGUUCAUAGAAUUCCUCUCAUUAAGAAAAUACCCUUUUCCCCCCUACAAUUGUCUGAUGUAUGCGUCCUCUGAGAAGUGUAAGUGCAUCCUAGGAGGGCUUUGUAAGCUGGCUUUACAGGCAGAGUGUGCCUUCAACUAGGAAUUUUGUGCAAAGGUCCUACAUUUCCCUUUGACUAAUCAUUUUUCUCCUCCUUUCAAACAUAUCUGAUGAAAAGCUACAAGGGCCAGAGGGCCAAAUAUUCUUCUCUUUCUUUCUGAAAACAUGCUACACUCUUAGAAAUGAGGGAACAAGUUGAUUCCUAAGUCCUAGGGAGUUCUAUUCCAUUUAUUCUGAUAUCCCUUGGUUUUGAAGUGUGACAUGCUUUUACUACCAACUGUUUUCAGCAAUUCCCUGGGCAGGUAAACGUCAUACAAUGUAAAGAGUCUUGUUAGCUUUGAUUGAUUACUUUCUUCACAAUAUGGGAAUAUAUUCUACAACAAGGAUUAGGGAAUCAAGAGCCUAGAUGCUAUGUGGAAUCUCUUUUUUCCAUUUCUUUAUGUGGACUAAUCUAUGAACCUGUGCAGAAUGAACCUUAGCAUCCCUUUGAUUCUCUAAAGCCACUAUAUUAAAUUAUGGUCCAUCUUUUACUGAAAUAAGUAGGACGCUAAGGGAUCCUGCAGUUUCCACAUAGCUGUUGUUCUCCAAAUAUAAUCCUUUGAGCAAGAACAACCACAAUUUAUAGGAACUUCUUAGAAAUGCUAAUUUUCUGAACUACUUAAGACAACUGAAUCUGAAACUCUUAUGAUUUGCUCUACCAGUCAUUAAGAAUCAGAUGCUCACUGAAGGUUAAGAGUUUGUUAAAGGACAGAUUGAUUGGGCCCUACCCAUGGAGUUUCUGAUUCAGUUGGUCUGUGGUAGGAUCUGACUCUUCAUAUAUAGCAAUUGACAAUUGCUUAUGAGUGUGGCUGCUCCAGAGGAAACUUGCCUAAUAGGACUAACUGCAUCUAAGGUGGCCAUUUACACAAAUUUGUUGAUGUGGUAACUCACUGAUCACUAGUAAAAUGUGUUAAAAGAAUGAUCACUUAAGAACUCAGAAAAAAAUCACAACCUCUCAGAGUAUCUUCCCAAUAGUUUCACUUCAACAUAUGACUGAGUGAUUGUAUGAGAAUUCAGUUGAACUUUUCUUAUCUACCUAGCAUAUUAUUAAAAAGCAAAAUAAAAGUGGUCCACUUCA